Molecule: messenger RNA, 300 nt
Organism: Linum tenue
Lineage: Eukaryota; Viridiplantae; Streptophyta; Magnoliopsida; Malpighiales; Linaceae
Source: the annotation of a GenBank genome assembly
AUGGCCAUUGGCUUACCAGGAAAUCUUGCUAAGCAAAUUCUUCGGCGAUCGGGAUCUGGUUCAAACAAAGCCACUUCAAGGUUUUCAGAUGUGCCUAAAGGUUUCCUAGCAGUGUAUGUUGGGGAGACACAGAAGAAACGGUUUGUAGUUCCAGUAUCCUACUUGAGCCAGCCUUUGUUUCAGGAUUUGUUGAGCAUGGCUGAAGAGGAAUUCGGGUUUGAUCAUCCAAUGGGUGGCUUGACAAUCCCCUGCAGUGAAGAUACAUUUACCUACGUCACCUCCAGCUUGAGCAGAUCAUAG